AUGUGCUUUGAAGACACCUGCCAGCAUCAGUGCGUCAUGGGAGAGACGGGGUUCACCUGCCUCUGUCCGCGGGGGAUGGAACUGGACUCGGACCUGCGCACCUGCUCGGACGUUGACGAGUGCGCGUUCGACGGAGCGUUCAUCCCCCUCGUGGUUUUGAUCGCAAUCACGGCAGGUAUUUUAAUAGUUAAAUGUAGUCAAGUCAAAAAGGAGGUCAAGAAAAAUCCCACAACAGAUGGAUACUGCUGGGUCUCGUCAGGCGUGGAUCCUCGUUUGGAGAAACUUUAUGAGUCUAUUCCAACAGAUGAUGUAUGA
This is a messenger RNA of Knipowitschia caucasica, 315 nucleotides long. Lineage: Eukaryota; Metazoa; Chordata; Actinopteri; Gobiiformes; Gobiidae. The record is from the annotation of a GenBank genome assembly.